GCACCAUUGUUCCCAGACCAGAAGAAGCCCCACCUACUGUUCCCAUGGAUUAUGCGUGGGCAAGGGAGCUAGGCCUGAUUCGCAAGCCAGCCUCAUUCAUGACAUCUAUCUGUGAUGAGAGAGGCCAAGAGCUGCUGUACGCAGGGAUACCCAUCACUGACAUAUUCAAGGAGGACAUGGGCAUCGGGGGAGUGCUCAGUCUGCUCUGGUUCCAGAGGAGACUGCCCCGCUAUGCUGCCAAGUUCAUAGAGAUGUGCCUGAUGGUGACAGCAGACCACGGGCCCGCAGUGUCCGGGGCUCACAACACCAUUGUGUGUGCCCGGGCGGGAAAAGAUCUUGUAUCCUGUCUAACUUCUGGGCUUCUGACAAUUGGUGAGAGGUUUGGAGGAGCCCUGGACGCCGCGGCCAAGCAGUUCAGCGAGGCAGUGGACAGUGGAAUGAUCCCAAUGGAGUUUGUGAACUCAAUGAGGAAGAAGGGGAUACUUAUCAUGGGCAUCGGACAUCGCGUCAAGUCCAUCAACAAUCCAGACAUGCGUGUAGAGAUUUUGAAGGACUACGCCCGGAAGAACUUCCCAGCCACGCCCAUUCUGGACUACGCCAUCGAAGUGGAGAAGAUCACCACAUCCAAGAAACCCAACUUGAUUUUGAACGUUGAUGGAUUUAUUGGAGUGGCGUUCGUGGAUCUACUUAGAAACUGUGGCUGCUUUACAAGGGAGGAAGCCCAGGAAUAUGUAGAGAUUGGUGCACUGAAUGGACUGUUUGUGCUGGGACGAAGUAUGGGAUUCAUUGGCCAUUUCCUUGACCAGAAGCGUUUGAAGCAAGGUUUGUACAGGCACCCAUGGGACGACAUCUCCUACGUCAUGCCAGAACAGUUUGGUCAGGAGCAGAUGUGAAACCAGAAUUGGAUUAAAAUAUUAAGAGACUGGAGAUGGUUAACUUGGCUUAAUGUUUGUAGACAACAAAUUUUUACAUACAGAAAUUCGUUUAACCCUUUACCUCUCAGAUAUGUAUUGUGACCAAUGUGAUUAAAAAAUCGAAUUAAAUUAAAUACCUCUUUUAAUAGAUUCAAGUUUUUAGGCUUCAUUUCCAACCCUAAUAUACUGAUAAUCAGCAAACAGCAUAAAACCUGAACAGCCUGCAAGUAAACAGCCUGUAAGUAACUCGCAGGCUGUUCUGGUUUUAUGCUGGUUGCAUACAGCCAUUUUCUCUUUGUCUCUGAGUGGGAAGGGGGGAAGAGGAUACUGGUUAGAAUUGGGAGCCAACUGCAGUUUCCGAGAAUGUGGACACAAUUACUUUGUUUGAUAUAAAUGGUAUAUAAUCUCUGAGAAUGAAAUUAUGGAUCACUAACUUAGUAAAAACUUUGCAGGUUUUAAAUAAUAGGGACACAAAUAUUGCAUUCCAUAUUUGAAUUAUACAUGUGUUUUAAAUACAUGAGAUGUACAAAUCUCGACUUAUGACUGGGGUUUCAUGGUAGGCAGUGCUCAAGAUAAAAUGGGUAUCUGCCUAUAGAUUGAAUACAAAUGAAUUAAAAAUUAGCCCAGUAGGUUAUGUUAUGCUAAGCAAAUAGAAGGUUAAAUACCCUUUAGACACGAAUAAAGUGUUUGAUACGCUUCAGGCAAAAACCUUAUGUGGAGUUGUUUGUAAGUUUUAUAUUAAACAUUGUGGGAGAUUAGUAUAUGUUUUAGUCAUAAUUUGCAUUUGAACUUUAGUCAAAGCUUUAUGAUUCCUUGUUAGAUGUAUAUUGUUAAUGCUGACCUUCAAGGUUGUUGUUUACAUUAAAGAAAUGUAGCAAUAUUGUUUAUGCAAUUUUAUUUAUCUGUGAAUGAUUGUAAGUGGUGUUAAAAUCUUUGUUGCUUUUUUUAAACAAAAUUACUUUCAUUUUACAAGUAGAAUUUUCUAGUGACAACAAAACAACUUCAGGUUAAAGUAAAUGGCAAUUUCAGAUAACAUUUUUGUAAAACAAGAUAUUAAAUCGGAAUGAAGUACAUAGUAUUUCAGCUUGUUUUACAUUAUAGGUGCCAAGACCAUUAUUACUUGUGACUUCACUUCUUUGACAAGAUUUAGUUUAAUUAUGUCAUUUUAUGUCAUGCUCAAGUUUUAUAGCUUUAAAAGUUUUGAGCUUUCACUUAUUUGUCCAUUGUGUUAACUUGUAUGUAAAAGUAUUCCUUUCUUUAGAUUCAUCGAUCUUCCUGCACAUUUAUAAUUUUGAAAAUGAGUAAUGAACAAAUUCCUGUCACUUGCGUUGAAUUUUAAGAUAACAUAAAGAAUUUGUAAAAUUUUAUCUGGUGGGUAUAGUUAAAAACAUCUACAUAACUAAACUUCUGAACAAAAUAAGGAAGAAAAUCACCACAAGAAUGAUCAACCUUCAAUGAACAAUUGUACAUUUUUUGUGUUACCGGCAUGUACAGCAUGGCUUUGCAUUUUUAUCAAAUUGACAUUGACUUGUUGUAUCAUUUGUUUUGAGCAUGUAAACAAAAUAAUUUACGGAUUUCCAUUUGAUGUUUACUUCAUAGAUUUUUUUUGUUCAUUUAAUUAUUAUACCAUAUUGUUAAACAAGCACUUUGUUUCAAAUGUUAAUGGUAAGAAAAGAAAGGAUUUUAUAUGACUCAAAUAGUUUGCUUACAUGUUAAUGUAUGUGGGUUCAAGGUGGAGGUUAUUUAGUCCCUCAAAAUGGUAUAUAUCAUGGUUGUUUAUUGAUGAGGUUUUGUAGCGUUGUAAACUUUGUUCAUGGAUGUUUAUUACAUAUAUUUGAUCUACGAUGUAUGAGAUACAUUGGAUUCCUUAUUUAUUUGUAAUGCAGAAUUACUGACACGAGCUUUGAUAGUUCCUUUGGUCUUGUUAAACAUGACAUCAUGGUCACUGGCCAAAAUGUGUGUGCAUUAAUUGAAUGUACAACUAUUUAAGCUGGAUGGCAUCAAAAUCCUAAGGCUUAUUGAGUUGUGAUACAGAGUUACUGAUGCAAGCUAUGAACUGCUUUGGUCUUAUUAAACUUGACAUUGUGGUCACUGGCCAAAAUUUGUUUGCAUUAAAUGAACUUUAAAGUAUUUAAGCUUAAUUGCAUCAAAAUCCUCAGGCUUAUUGAGACACUCUUUGGUAAGUUUUUUGGUUACUACGGUUACUACCAGUACUUGGAAUCUUUGGGGUGAUCUAAAGAAAGCUUCAUGGUGGGGAUGGAAGGAUUUACACCUGAAUGACACUAGCUGGAGUGAGAGUGCACACCUGUGUUGUCAUAUAGAUAAGUUAAAAAACUAUAUGUAGGUUAUCACUAGUUGUUAUUGUUGUUGUUAUUAGGCAAUAGUAUCAUAGACUUGCACUGUGAGAGGCAAACCAAAUUUCACAGCUGUUUUGUUCUCAAUGACAGAAUCUCUUACUUAAUAUUUAUUUUAGAAUUUGGUGCAAUUUUCAUAAAAUGAAAUUCUCUGAGUGAUCAUUGAUAUUGUUUAGACAUCCUGUUGGUCUUUGUUUUCACCAUGUUCAAUGUACUUGUUGUUGUGCAGUUUUAUACUUGAUGUCUUAAUCUGUGAAGCUCUUUUUGUACAACUUGCCUAUAAUAUCAGAUAAUUUGAACUUUCUAUGCCUACUGGACCUCAAGGUUUCACCAUUAUUUGUUGCAUAAAUGAUAACUGUGUUAGUGAAGUGAUGUGAAACAUUUGUAGAAACACUGCUCACACUGCACCUACAUCCAUUGUAUCUUAACCCUUACAAUGCGGGAACCGAAUUUUUAAGGCCUUUGCAAACAGUUUGGAUCCAGAUGAGAUGCCACAGAAAGUGGCGUCUCAUCAGGAUCCAAACUGUUUGCUAUUCUGAUAGUAUUCUUUGAAAAAAAUCGAAGAAAAUGCUAAUUUUAUAAAUUCAGCAGACGACAUUUUAGCAGACGACAAAUUUCCCAGCAUGCAAAGGGUUAAUAUCUUGUUGUAAGGGUGCAGGAUCAACGGGGUUAGCUGGGGUUUACACAUGGACUGGACAGAAUGAAAAUACACUGUUAAGAACUUUAUUUUUGCAAAUAUCUCAAGUUAUUGAAAUAUGUUUGCAAAAAUCUUAAGUGCAUUUAAGGCAGUUUUUCUAGCAGUGUGUGCCAAUAUCUUAAGAUUUAAGAAUACAUUAUUGAAUACGCCUCAAACCGAUGCUGAAGUUUCAUAUUGCAUACAGCAUAAAAAUGUACAUGAAUGGCUUUAAACAUAAAAUUUUUGACCAAGAACAGAGGCUUAUUGAAUACAAUAAUUCACAUUGUUUUUCACAUUGCCAUAAGCCACAUAAAAAACUGUCUUUUAUGCACUAGUUGAAAUUCUUAAGAAAAAUUGUUUUAAAAAGUUAUAUGAAAAAAAUCACCUCUUACGGGUGUGUUUACAUCCAUUAACAUCCAUUUGUGAACCCCACGUGAUCCUGCAUCAUGGUUAUUGUACACCUACACCGGGACCAUGUGAAAAUAAAUGUUAGAAGCUA
Messenger RNA from Dreissena polymorpha, 4443 nucleotides. Its product is annotated as ATP-citrate synthase-like. The coding region runs from base 45 to 893 and encodes 282 amino acids. The record is from RefSeq and is a predicted model, not a curated record. Gene Ontology annotation, biological process: fatty acid biosynthetic process; acetyl-CoA biosynthetic process; tricarboxylic acid cycle. Gene Ontology annotation, molecular function: ATP citrate synthase activity. NCBI's taxonomy places the organism in Eukaryota, Metazoa, Mollusca, Bivalvia, Myida, Dreissenidae. The transcript is spliced from 8 exons. Gene Ontology annotation, cellular component: cytosol.